This is a messenger RNA of Cuscuta epithymum, 3141 nucleotides long. NCBI's taxonomy places the organism in Eukaryota, Viridiplantae, Streptophyta, Magnoliopsida, Solanales, Convolvulaceae. The record is from the annotation of a GenBank genome assembly.
GCUUUUUUCGUGAACAAAGAGUUGUAAUGGAUUUGUUCACCAGUUAUUCUGUGGAAACUACAACUAAUGAUGAAGGCAUCGAUAAGUCCACAUACUUUAUGCAAACCCUUCAUGGCUGCAGGCUUGCUGUGGCGGUUGUCAUUCGCAAAGAUGGGGACAACUAUGAUUGUGACAUGAGUAUGUCUUGGAAAAAAUUUCUAAAAGCUUCUGGUUAUGACCACAUAUUCCCCCUCCAUUUCGAAAACAAAACAGAGUUGGAGCAUAAACUAAGCUGGUUUGUGCAUCAAGAUCUACCCAUGACUUACAAUAAUGCAGGAUGCCCAAAGUCUCUCACUGUCCAUUUUCCAGAUGUCCUGCAAUUCACACUUGCUUGGUUUCUUAUUGACAUCAAAGAGCCUCACAUCGCCAAAAUCCCUAGUUGUAUGCAAAGGCACCUCUUUGAACACACCAAAUCAGAGGCUCUCCUUGUACACGGACUUGGCCAGUGGAAUGUCAUAUUUGACAACUUCUCUUUUUGUGAUGGCUUUGAUCAGUUCAUCAUAGACAACAAUAUCCUCUUGGGUGGCUAUGCUCUAUUCAGACACAUCGGUAAUUUCACGUUUGAAGCAUUCGUGUAUGACGAGAAUGGCUUUUCUGUCAAGCCAAGUUACUCACCACCUGCUUAUUCUUUCCUGAGCUCAAGGAGACCAGAUGAGUUCAACGUCAGCGUGCGCUCCUCUAUUCCAGACUUCGCAUGUAAACAGCUCUUAUAUAUAUAUGCCAUCAAAAACCACAAAGGUGAUUUUUUUUAACUUCAAGCUACUUAUAUGCCCUAUGUGUAUCGAAAAAUCCCAUUUAAUGACUAGAAUCACCAUGCGCGUGAUAGUGCCACUUCAUAUCAUGUUAUCGGAUAACCCGCUUUCCUGUGUUGAAAAGUCAACGACUCUCUAGAAUCUUCUAGAAUCUUCUUUAUUAAGUUCUCUAGAAUCUUCUAUAAUCUUCUUUAUGAAUUCUAGGAAGUGUAGAAUUCUCUAGAUAGAGUAUUGAAUGAGAGUUAGAUAGAAAUACUCUAGAAUGUAAUAGAUGUGAGAAUAAUCUAGAAUGUAAUUAAUGUGGAAGGAUCUAGAAACACUCUCAUCUCCUUAGGCUAGCUAGUAUAAAUAGAGGUGGAUGGACACAACUCCAUCACCACCAAGAGAGUGAAGCAUCCUCAAGAGUGAGAGUAAGAGAGACUCCCCACCUUUGUACUCAAUAUUUUACAUUAAUAAAAUUGUCUUUUAUUCCUCCAAAUCUCAACAAGUGGUAUCAGAGCCGGUGAUCGGGGGCGAUUGUCCGUGAAGAGUUAAGGCGACGCAGAGGUACUAUUAGUGCACAAUCUGGGAUUGUGAAGUCGAUUGGUCUGGGACCAAACUUGCUUGGAAUAUUGAUCGUCAUAUAUUCAAGUCACUAUGGAUAUCUCUAAUUCAGUAAGUGGCGUCGAAAAACUUAACAAUUCCAACUACAACACUUGGAGUGUUCGUAUGCAAUUUUAUUUGCUUGGACAAGAUUUGUGGGACAUCAUUAGUAAUGACAACACAUCGCCACCCACAAAUGCGGAGGAAUUAAGGAAAUGGAAGAUAAAAGCGGGGAAGGCCAUGUAUGUUCUAUCCGUAACAAUUGAAGACGAGUUGUUGCAGCACAUCAAAGAUGCAAAAACUCCGAAAGAGGCAUGGGAUACUUUGGCGGCACUUUUUGCUAGGACGAAUGAUGCGAAGCUCCAACGGUUGGAAAAUGAUCUUCUCUCGGUCUCUCAACAAGAUAUAUCGGUGAGUCAAUAUUUUAAUAAAGUCAAAGCAAUUUGUGACGAAAUAUCAAAAUUAGAUCCGCAAAAUGCCAUCACCGAUACAAGAAAAAGAAGAAUCAUAAUCCAUGGGUUAAGACCGGAAUUUAAUGGUAUUAUUACCGCUACCCGUGGAUGGGCAAAAGAGCCAACUCUAACGGAGCUAGAGAGCCUAUUAGCCAACCAAGAGGCUUUAGAUAAACAAAUAUCUAAAGUCUUAAUCAAAGAGGAUGAGACCGCCUUAUAUAGCAAUAAAAGGAGUUUCGGGCGAGAGAGAAGAAGCGCAAGACCAACAAAUAUAAAUCCACAUAAUGAAGAUUGGCGAAAGAGGCCACAAGGGAGCUCUCAUCGAGGGGGAGCUAAUCAAGCCCGUCAUGAUAAAAAUAAAGAAGAGAAGAAGUACAGACGGAGCAACGACCAGUGCUACAAUUGCGGGAAGAAAGGUCAUUUUGCUAGAGAUUGCAGACUUCAAAGAGUUGAAGGAAAUGCAGCAACAUCAACUCUAAAGGAAAGCAAUAGUGAAGAAGAAUGGGAUUUUCAAGUGGCCUAUGCAGUGGACAAUGAUCAAGAACUUGCAGCUUCUUGCAUCAUUGAAGAAGAGGAAAAAGAAGAAACGGCUCUUGUCACGGUGAGUGAUAGAUUCAUAAAUUAUGAAAAUGACUGGAUAGUAGAUUCUGGGUGCUCCAAUCACAUGACGGGUGACAUGACCAAAUUAGAAAACAUCAACAAGUAUGAAGGACGACGAGUUGUCGUCACUGCAAACAACUCAAAACUACCUAUCACUCACGUUGGCCAAACAAAGAUUACUCCCCGAUUUAAUGCUGAGCAAGUGGAGCUUCAAGAUGUCAUGCACGUGCCAGGUAUGAAGAAGAAUUUACUAUCGGUGUCACAACUCACAAGAUCUGGAAAAUAUGUGGUGUUCGGCCCAGACUAUGUUAAAGUAUAUCGACAUCUACAAGAAAAUGAGGAACCGAUCAUGGAGGGACGAAGAGUUGAGUCUAUCUAUGUAAUGUCUGCACAAACGGCAUAUGUAGAUAAGACACGGAAAAAUGAGACACCAGACUUGUGGCACGCACGUCUUGGGCAUGUGAGUUACAAGAAAUUAAAGGUGAUGAUGAAGAAGGAAAUGCUAAAGGGUCUCCCCAAACUAGAAAUCCACGAUGAUGUGGUUUGCGCUGGGUGUCAAUAUGGAAAAGCUCAUCAGCUUCCAUACGAGAAGUCAAAGUUCAGAGCCAAAGCGCCGCUAGAGCUAAUACACUCAGACGUAUUCGGGAAGGUAAAGCAACCUUCAGUUUGCGGCUUCAGGUACAUGAUUACAUUCAUCGAUGAUUUUUCAAGAUUUG